AAUCGUUUCUCGCGCGCGACAGACGUUUACUCCGAUAGCUCGUAGUGCCCUACUGCUUAUAGUACUUUUGCUGUUGUGAAAGAACUUUGCUUUCAACGCAAAAUGACACACAGGAGGAACACUCUUGUCGUGGACCUUAGUGCCUUACCAAAGCGUCCCAGUUUAGAUGUGGUGAAAGAAUUAUUGGAGAAGAAGCUUAAACUCAACAUGGAUGAAGUGAAGAACAUUCAGCUUCACAAUAUCAAAAAUUGUGUGUUUAUUGAGGUGAACAAUGAAGGUGUAGCACUUCGGUUGCAGAAGCAACAUCACCUUCGUCACUCUUUCGUCUAUCUCGACGUGGACUACUACAUCCCCGUGUACGUCGAUGGACCCACCGCUACAGUGAGAUUACAUGAUCUACCGCCUCAAAUGUCCAACACUACAAUCACUCAACACAUGGAACAGUACGGAAAGAUAAUAUCAAUACACAAUGAGGUAUGGAAGAACUUUUUCCCGGGAAUCCCGAACGGUGUCCGAGUGAUACGACUUAGGCAAGAGAAGCAAAUUCCGUCUCACAUCAUAGUUGAAAACGAGCCCACGCUCGUUACUAUCCGAGACCAAAACAAACUAGCUAAAACUCACCCAAAAGCGACCAGUGCAGCAGUAGCGUCAAACGAAAGAAAUUCGAACGAGGAUGGAAAAGCACCAGUUGAUCAACAAAACAUCGACGAAAAGCAGAGCAAAACUAAUAACCCACCACCGACACGAGACGACUUAUGUGAGGACGAUGAAAACAACAACGACGACGAUGAUAGCGACAAUGAUAGCGAAACCGAAUAUAACAGCAAGCUUCAAUCUGGAGCUGCAACGGCAAAGAGAAGGUUGUCAACUGGAACGAACGAAACGAAUGCUACCGAACAAGAAAGUAAAAAAGCGUGUGGAGAUCGAUGUUGCCAAGAUGAGCAGGAAUGUAGCGAAGAAAACUCUUCAGAUGCAGGGUGGAAAAUCUAUAAUACUAGGUCUAAGAAAAAAUUAUUUGAAUUGUAAUGUUAUGAAAUGUAAGACAAAUAUGGAAAGAUAUGUUUUCAUUCGACAUGAAUGCACUUAGCGGUGUAAAAUGUCCAAAAUAAAAAAAAAAAAAA
Messenger RNA from Armigeres subalbatus, 1121 nucleotides. RefSeq names its product probable ATP-dependent RNA helicase ddx52. The coding region runs from base 103 to 1026 and encodes 307 amino acids. The transcript has a single exon. The record is from RefSeq and is a predicted model, not a curated record. Lineage: Eukaryota; Metazoa; Arthropoda; Insecta; Diptera; Culicidae.